Molecule: messenger RNA, 2115 nt
Organism: Tetrahymena thermophila SB210
Lineage: Eukaryota; Ciliophora; Oligohymenophorea; Hymenostomatida; Tetrahymenidae
Exons: 1
Source: RefSeq, a predicted model, not a curated record
AUGUUCAAGGACUUGGCCAAACCAGGUAAAUCUAAAAAAGGUUAAAAGGUUAUUAGCACUUUGACUAAUUUUGACACUGAUAAUGAUUUAUCUUAUGCCUCUCCAAGGUAUCUAACCUCAAGAGCAAUACCAAAUCAAGAGUAUUUUGCAGAAGCUGAUCUUAACAGAAACAUUACCACUAGAUCAUCAAAAGUUCUAAGUUAGAUUGAUGAAUAAGAUUUACAAAUAUAGUAAAAUGCUAAAAAAUUAGAGUAUUUUAAAAACCAUUUAAAGCUAGAUUUGAAUAGACUGCCUACUUAAAGCAGUUUGAAAACAGCUUCUUCCUUUUCUAAUAGAAAUCUCAAAUCAACCACCUAGUCAUAGUUUUUUAAUAAUUCAAUUCAGAAGCAAGAUAAGGCGUUAGAGAACAAAUUGAUCACUAAUUAAUUAAAUACACACAAUAGUUUGCUAUCAGAGGAGGCAAAAGAUUAAUAAAGUGAGGAAGAUGAAGUUUUUGGUAAUUACAACUAAAGUACAAGCUAAGAGUGUGUUCACAAUUUGAAAAUAAGAAAAUCUGCUCCUCAUAUAUAAUUAGAAAAUAGUGAUUAAGUUUUUGUUUAGUUUUUGGGAAAUGUUUCCAGAAAAUAAUAAUAAAUUACGAAGCUUAUUCAUGCAAAACCUAAAACAACAAAGGAUAAAAUGAGAGAGUAACUUGAAAAAAUAAAUGCCGCACAAGAAGAAAUUAGCUAAAUUACAAGUCAAAAUUCUCUUAUUUCCAAAAACAAUUCACCAAUACCUACUCAACAAAGUGAAUUCAAUAAUAAUAAUAAUAAUAAUAUUUAGAAAAAAAUAAAAUCAAAUUCAGAAUUAGUUACUAUUAUGAAAUCUAACUUUGAAAAAAAUUUACAAGAAGAAAGAUCUUAUUCUGUGAUAGAUAGCAGUAACAUUUAGUCGCCUGAAUAUUUUAAUGCUAAGUUAAGCAAGAAAAGCUUAUUUGAUUUAAGAAUACCACAAAGUAAAUGGAAAUAGUUUUAAACUAUCUAAUCAAAUGAAAAUACUCCAAUUGCAGAAAAACUUCAAAAAUUAAUCCCAAAAGAUGAUACUAACCGCAGCUCAUUUUCUUCUUUAGCUUCCUUCACUUAAAGAACUUUAACAACUCCAAACAAACUGAAUAACCACCCAAAUAAAUCCAUUUUCUAAAACUAUUUCCAAACAGAACCUUUGAAUAAUAGAAAAGUCAAAACUAACCCUUCUCUAUUAUAAAAAGAAGAACUUAGCAACAUUAACGAAGGCUUAUAAAACAUGCAAAGCAAAAUAUUUAAUAGCUAAAGAUCAAGUAAUCCUUUUGAAAGGAUUGCUAAAUUGAAAAUAAAUAUUUCAAAAAAAACUAAUAGAAAGAUUUCACCUUUUCACAGAUGCUCAGAAGUAUUGUAGCAAACCUAAUCUAAAUCUAACUCUCCAUAUAGUGAAAUAUCUUCUAAAAUUGCUUUCAAUAUCCUCAGUUUGAAGAAGUUUUUUUAAAGUGAAUCAAGAGUUUUUAAGUACAUGAAUAAGCUUUUGUAGAAUAGACAAAAAUGUAUGAGAUUAAUUUUCAUUAAGAGUGAAAAAAAACAAGAAGUGUUUGAUAAUGUAUCCAUUAUAGAAGCUAAUAUAAAAUAAUCAAUCACUUAAUUUGAAAUGCAAAAAAAAAGUGAAAUUAUGUAAAUCAGAUAAGCUUUCGAAGAGUCUGUCAUCUAUAUAGAACCCUAGUAACUGAUGAAAGAAUUACAGAUUUUUUAUGAAGAUCUAGAAAAUUUAUGUUUACAUAAGAUGAAAGACAAAGUAGUAAGAGCGUUUGAAGCUGUUAAUUUUUAAGAAUAAAGGGUACAAGAAAAUAUAAUUAGUAUGUAAAAACAGCAAAAAGUAGUCCCCUUAUAAUUUUAGAAAAGAAAGUACCUCUACAUGAACCAAAACAUACUUUAUAUGCCAGAAAAGCUUGAAUUUAAUGAAAAAUCACUUGGUGAAUUCAAUUUGAUCAGCUAAGAAGCCAGAAUGAUUUAAAAAGAAAUAGAAAAUAAUUUAUGUAAAUUGAAACAAAUAGAUAGAGAGUUGCGCAACCCUUAUAGAAAAUAAAUAUAUGACUCAUCUAAAAACUGA